Papaver somniferum (opium poppy) is the source of this 1417-nucleotide messenger RNA. RefSeq names its product VQ motif-containing protein 4-like. Lineage: Eukaryota; Viridiplantae; Streptophyta; Magnoliopsida; Ranunculales; Papaveraceae. The coding region runs from base 325 to 1023 and encodes 232 amino acids. The transcript has a single exon. The record is from RefSeq and is a predicted model, not a curated record.
AAUAAACAAACAACAAUAGUAAAGGAAAAUACUAGGGAGGGAGAGAAAGUAAGUAAGAGAGGAAAAACCAAAACUAAUAAGCAAAGCAAAGCAAAGAAAAGAAGAGAAGAAAAGGAAAACAAACUAUCUCAUCUCUUUUCUUUUCUUUUCUUUCUUCUCUUCUCAUCUCAUCUAAUCUAAUCUAAUCAACCUUGUUCUUCACUCCUCUCUAUCUCUAUAUACAAAGGGGGUCUGAAAAUUAAGCUCAUUGUUUAAUUUAUUUUCAUUUUCUUUUCUUUUUUUGUUCUCUGGAGGAGGAGGAGGAGAUAGAAACCAGAACAAGUAAUGGAGAACUUGUCAUCAUCAUCAUCACCAAGACCACAAGAGAUGAGAGAAAACCCAUCACCAAAAAGCAAUGGGAGUAACAGUAGCAGUAGCAGCAGUAGUAACAGUAAUGGAGUUCAACCACCUUUAACACCAAAAACAAUAUCCAGAUCUGAAACUAAUGCAUACCCAACAACUUUCAUACAAGCAGAUACAUCAUCUUUUAAACAAGUAGUUCAGAUGUUAACAGGAUCAACAGAAACAGCAAAACAAGCAUCAAAAUCAAAUUUUGAUCCAUCAACAAAAAACCCAAUACCACCUAUCAAAACAGGGCCUAAGAAGCAAGGUUUUAAACUAUAUGAGAGAAGAAACAGUAUGAAAAAUCUCAAGAUUAGUCCAUUAAUGCCUGGAUUUAUGCAACAGACUAACUCUGGGUUCUCACCGAGGAAUCAAGAGAUCUUAUCACCAAGUAUACUUGAUUUUCCUUCGCUUGUUCUUAGUCCUGUUACUCCUUUAAUUCAAGACCCAUUUAACAGGUCUUCUCCUUCAUUAACUUCUAUGGGUACUACUAAUUCUGUUGGCGUGGCUGAAGAAAGAGCAAUUGCAGGAAAAGGUUUUUAUUUGCAUCCAUCCCCGAGAGCUUCGACACCUGGAGCUACAGAACCAAGGCUACUUCCUUUAUUUCCUGUUACAUCACCGAGAGUUUCAGGUUCUUCUUAAAUUUAAGUUUUGAAAUGCGUAAGCUCUCUUUAUUUUCCAUAUAAUGAAUGAGUACUACUUGAAUUAAUUUGAAGAGAGGGAAAAAAAAGAGAUGGAGAUCUUAUCUCAAUUGUACAAUUUGAUCCCUUCAUUUUGCUUGUUUUAUUAUCAUAGAUAGAGAUCUAUGAAUAUGAGAUUAAAGAUCUCUUAGAAAUGGGCUUGGAUUGUUUUUUCUUUUUUCUCUUCAUUUUUCAUGGAUUUUAUAAGAAAAUUUACUACUUUUUUUCUUUUUGCUUUCUUCCUCUCUGUUUGUCUAUGAAAGUAUCUGAGCUUUCUCAUUUGCAAAGGAAGUAAAAUGAAAUCUUGCUUUUGCUAUUAAUUGUAACUGAAAGAUUGCUAUUACAGUUUGAGUUUU